Messenger RNA from Helianthus annuus (common sunflower), 1830 nucleotides. RefSeq names its product protein HLB1. The transcript has 14 exons. The record is from RefSeq and is a predicted model, not a curated record. Bases 85 to 1602 code for a protein of 505 amino acids. Gene Ontology annotation, molecular function: protein binding. NCBI's taxonomy places the organism in Eukaryota, Viridiplantae, Streptophyta, Magnoliopsida, Asterales, Asteraceae.
UACUUGGAUAAGUUGCAGUCUAUACAGAAGUCGAGGAAGUACUUUCAACGCACUUCCUCUCUAGAUCUCCAGAUCAAUUCAACCAUGUCAACAGACGAUCAACGAUCCGAACUACAAAACGGCGAUGCCAAUCCCGAACCAGAUUCCGAUCUCAACACUCCCGAACACACUACGAUCCAGUCAACUGAUAGCGUCGAAGAUAAUUCAUCCCCGAUCCAAUCAACUGACAAUGAUAAAUCUCCUCAAGUUGUAGAUCCGGAACCUGCAACACAAGUAUCCGACACACAAAAUCCGAUCGAAUCAAAGGACAAUGAGCAGUUGCAGAAAGACGAAGGGAACCGGACGUUUACUAUGAGAGAGUUGUUGAAUGAGUUGAAGAAUGGAGAUGGAGAUCAGGAAUCUCAAGUGUCUGCUGGUACUGAUGCUGUUACGCCACGGCGUAGUAGUCAAGAAACCACACAGCAUACAGAAAAGAAUAGUGCUGCCAUGGAGUUGAUCAAUAGUAUCACCGGUUCUGACGAGGAAGGUCGGUCAAGGCAAAGGAUUCUUACGUUUGCAGCAAAAAGGUAUGCAAGUGCAAUAGAGAGAAAUCCAGAUGACUAUGAUGCACUUUAUAAUUGGGCACUGGUUCUUCAGGAAAGUGCAGAUAAUGUUAACUCAGAUACUAGCUCACCGUCCAAAGAUGCUUUGCUUGAAGAAGCUUGCAAAAAGUAUGACGAGGCGACGCGUUUAAACCCCACUCUUCAUGAUGCUUAUUAUAACUGGGCUAUUGCCAUAUCUGAUCGGGCCAAAAUGCGUGGACGUACAAAGGAAGCUGAAGAAUUAUGGAAACAGGCAACAAAUAAUUAUGAAAAAGCUGUUCAACUAAAUUGGAACAGUCCCCAGGCUCUCAACAACUGGGGUCUUGCUUUACAGGAACUGAGUGCGAUUGUUCCUGCACGUGAAAAGCAAAUAAUAGUUAAAAGUGCAAUCAGUAAGUUCCGUGCAGCUAUACAGUUGCAAUUUGAUUUUCAUAGGGCCAUCUACAACCUCGGCACUGUUUUGUAUGGAUUAGCAGAAGACACAUCAAGAACUGGAGGAACAAUGGGUGGACAUGAUGUUUCCCCAAACGAGUUAUACAGUCAAUCUGCUAUCUACAUUGCUGCUGCUCAUGCACUAAAGCCAAAUUACUCGGUAUACACUAGUGCCUUGAAGCUUGUGCGAUCCAUGCUGCCUCUACCUUAUUUAAAGGUUGGAUAUCUAACUGCACCACCAGUGGGACAACCAAUUGCUCCACAUUGUGACUGGAAGCACACUCAGUUUGUUUUGAACCAUGAAGGGCUCCAACAGAUACACAAUGGUGAGCAACGACACAUGGUAUCUGGAAGUAACGGCAGACCCGCAAUUAAAAUAGAUAUCCCCGAUAUCGUCUCGGUAUCAGCAUGUCAAGAUUUGAGUUUGCCUCCCGGUCCUGCAAUCUGCAUAGAUACAAUUCAUGGACCCACAUACUUGAUUGCAGAGUCAUGGGAAUAUCUGGAUACGUGGCUUGAUGCUAUUCGGCUUGUUUACACAAUUUUUGCAAGAGGUAAGACCGAUGUUUUAGCAGGCAUAAUCACCGGGUAAAUUUUUAUGUUUGAUUGAGAGCGCUGAUGUUUUUUUUUUUCUGAAGUGUGGAAGUGACUUCUUAUAGAUGUUAGGUGAUGUAAGAUUUUUGUAUAUUAUUAUUCUUACUGUUGUCAUUGUCGUUAUCGUUUUCAUUGCCGGUGCCUCCGGUGAUUAUGAGCGCGGAUGUUACAGCACACCGGUAAAAGUAAUAGUUUCUUUUUUUAUAUCUUAUAUUUGUAUUCGACA